Molecule: messenger RNA, 5325 nt
Organism: Leptosia nina
Lineage: Eukaryota; Metazoa; Arthropoda; Insecta; Lepidoptera; Pieridae
Source: the annotation of a GenBank genome assembly
AUGAAUUCUGUUAUGUCUCAAGAAGAAAGUUACGCGGAUCGCAGGAAACUCUUCAAGAACAUUUGGGAUACAGCCAUGACAUUGGGCGAAAAAGACGCGCAUGACGUUGUUAGCAAGCCCAAAGUUAUCAAAACGUUGAGACUCGACGAGGUAGACCGAUGUCUGGUUGGCAAGAAAAAGAAGCAACGUCUCAAAAAUCUCCGAGCCGUCUGUAACAAGUUGUUGGAUUUCUGUGAUCGUCAAGACGCAGAUGAUUUAUUUUAUGAACAGAUGGCAGCCGAAGGCAAAGACGUGGUGGUGCGAGAGCCCGAACCUACCAUUCAAAUCAAAAAACCUAAGCCCAAAGCGAAAAAAAAAACUAUGAAAUCUAGGAGUGUAUUUGCGAGAGUAGCCACGCCUACUGCUCCGAAAACAUCAGCAUCCGAGCGUCAAGGCGACUUCAGUAGACGUGAAAAUUUACCAUCUUCCGGAAAUAACACACCCACAAGGCAAUCUAUUAACUAUAGACCAAGACCAAAUCUAAGUAACGAUCAUCAAUUGGAAAAUGUAAGGAAAGACAGGCAAGUAAACCAUAGACUCGUCAGGAACAAAGCAAGGCAGAAAGACUACGAUCUUCAGUUUCAAGAGGAUCUAGAGAAAGCGCAGGCUUUGAGUCUAGAAAGUCUAGCAUUGGAACAAUUCCGACGGCAGAAGCUGCUAGCGAAUUCAGAUAAUGUGCAAGACACGGGUAGUGCCAAUAUACGCCGUAAGGAGGAGUGUGAUGUACCUCCGCCAGCAUUGCCUCCACCGCCGAAGAAACCGCCACGACGAGCUUCUAGCACAGAAAAUUCAAGGUCUACAGGCACAAGCCCCACUCGUUCCGGUAGUAACGACCUAAUUUCCUUCACCAGCCCCACAAGUAAAAGUGCUCCAAAGGACGCUCAUGCUUAUCUCAAAGAAUAUAUCGACCAGAUAUCAAAACUGGGUCAACAAACUGAAGAGCUAACGAUAACAACACCCGAACAACCAACAACAAUGAACAACCAGUUCAACUCACGGCCGGGGUUCAAUUUCGUUCAAUACCCAUUCAAUUAUACCACACCGCCCUAUAUGCAAACGCCACCGUAUCCCACCACCUCGCCAUAUGGCAUGCCUUCCCCUGCUCCCCCACAAUAUCCAGCUUAUCCUCCUGGACCACAGGACCUUCCACCUCCAUAUGCACCUCCCAAUCCUCAAACUCCAGUAUAUGUUCCAACCAACGUCCCAUACACGCAGACGAGAAUGACAGCUCCACCAUACAUGCCCCCCUAUCCCCAAACUCAGUACAAUUACAACACAACUAACAUGAUUUCUAGACCAACAAGACCAGUCACCCUGUACCCGCAGCUUAAUCAAAUGCCCCCUUACCCCAUGCCUCAAAUGAUAGCACAAAAAAAGGAAAUGGAAAAUAAUAAUACGCAAAUUCCUAAUAUAGACCCAAGAGAUAAACCUCGGAAAACCUCAGAAGUUAGUGUUGAAUCAAACGAAGCAGCGGACACGGUCGGCAGUUUGCCAAAGUCAAGCAAUCUUAUAGACUUCGGCUUCAAGCCUAUUGGCCAAGGUAGCGUAAGAGUCAGUGUGUUGGAGGCCUUUGAUCCGCUUUUAACUGACCAAAGUCAUUCGGUGUAUGCAGUAGGUAGUGAAGCAUCCAGCGGUCGGAGCGUGUAUGAAGAUUAUGAUCCCUUGGACUUCCUGUACGGAGAAACGGAACUACGAGAAGCACCUGUGUACGGAACUGUAAAUAAACGCGAAACACCUGUACUGCCUUCUCCACCACCCAAGUCCAUACCUCCUGUACCCCCUGUAGUAAAACGACCGACAACUAAUAAACUCUACGACUGCAUAGAAAAAAUACACACGCGAAACUACGAUAGCGAGCAUAGAGCUUUCUUAAGAAUGGUUUUGGAUGUUAGAAGAAAGUUUACCUAUACUGAAGAUAAGUCGAACCCCGGCCACGUGAUAGCUGGUCGGUCUGGUGGCAAAUACCCGCCCAACACUAGCAUAAAGAUCCUAGUCUACAACACGCAUACAGACGAACCCAUCACAUUCACUUCUGAUGUGGAGUCCACAGUAGAGCACGUGAUACUAACAGUAGUUUGUUCCCUUGACGAGGUUAUAAGAGAUGAUAUGUCGGGUUACAUGCUAAGGGUGUGGGGUGCAAAGGAAUACUUAACUGCAGGCAGCUCGCUAAGUGAAUACGAUUAUAUUCGAGAGUGCGUUCGUUUAGAAAAGGAUGUAAGAUUGUGCCUAAGUGAAGGACGAGAUAGGUCGCUGGCUAGGACGGAAAGAGACGACGCGAAAGACUCACAUCUCACUUUAGAUGAUUUGAUACCGGUUCAAGGAACUGCACCAAUGCUCACGUUCGACAACUUGUCUAUAUUAUUGGAAACGCUCGAAGGCGAGUUGUCCCGGGCAAUUGGGGUAGUGGGCGCUGAGGGAUGUUGUUCUCCAAACGGCGUUUUUCAAGCGGUCAAAGCGAUUUGCGCUCUGGCUGGUAAUCUGGAAACACUACACGUCACACAUACGCUAAAUGCGUUUGCGCAGGCUUGUACUGCACAGGUAACAGGUGCCGUUAGACCAGAAAUCCAAUCAGACAAUGGCCCGUAUUGUUCCGUAUCAGUACGCGCGGCAAACGUGCGGGAAACGCUCGUUCAACAAUGCGUUCGUGUGAGAGAUGCUGUGCGAGGCUUAUUAGCCCUUUAUACCAGAACGAGUCUAUUGGACUUCAGAUUGCCAGACUCGCCCAUAUUAUCGCAUGAUCCAGCAAAAGCGGUACCGUCACACACGAUAACAGAAACGAUGCUAUUCUGCAUUGAAGCGGUCCAUUGUUUGCCACUUUGCUGGAACCACGACGAGUUCCUUUUCCACGCACAAAUAUACUACGGCACAAGAGCUCUGAAGACCCUUCAUUUAACUCACACAUCUGGAAUUGAAAACGGAGGCUUCUAUCCGAGGAUAAUAUUUGAUAUAUGGAUGAAUAUGGAAGAUAUACCCAUACAUACGUUGCCGAGAGAAUCACGACUCGUCCUAACACUAUACGGACGCACGCAGCGAACGGAUGCCCAUGAGUCGGACUCAAACGCUCAAGACGGAAGCGCAGUCGGCGAUGUGCAAUUUGAACAGAUCGAACUUGGAUGGGCCGCAAUACAGUUGUUCGAUUUUGAUGGAAUGCUCGUAUCAGGAAGUUACGUAGUACCAUUGUGGCCGAGUUACUGCGAUCGGCGGAUAGGACCAGCGCCGCAUCCUUCUGCCGUACCACCCUCACCCUAUCCUCUAGUCAAUAUAGAAAUCCCAUCAUACAAUCGUCUCGGUGUGAAGUGGGUUGAAGCCGAGGAGAAGUCAAUUUCGGUAGAAGAUCUUCCGUCCUUCGAUUCCUUGGAUGGUCACACGCAGUCACAACUACUCCAUCUCAUUGAGCAAGGAGCAUAUCAGAGGAUGCCAAUUGAAUGCAGAGAGAUAAUGUGGGAAAAGCGGCAAUACUUAGUAGAGCUGCCGGCAGCCAUGCCGUUAGUUCUACUAGCAGCAACCAACUGGUCCGGCGAACAACGAGCUCAACUGAUCGCUUUACUUCAUCUGUGGGAGAAACCGUCUCCACUAAACGCUAUGCAUCUUUUGCUGCCCUGUUUCCCCGAUUUAGACGUUCGAAAACUAGCCGGAGAAUUGAUUCAAGGGAUGUCGGACGACGAGUUUAUGCGUGUGUUACCACAGCUUGCGCAAGCGUUGCGCUACGAAACCUACGAAUGUAGCACUUUAGCAGAGGUUUUGUUGUCUCGAGCUCUCUCAGCGCCGGCUGUAGCCCACAAGCUCUUCUGGCUACUAGUGCACUCGUUACCAAAUGUGGCGCAGGCGCCUAAUGAAGAAUUCCUUGGCAUUAGUCUAGAAGAGAACGGCGCAGAGAGCGAUUCGGCCGACGGGAGCAUGGCAGGCGUAUGGCGGUAUAGAAUUAUGCUGAAGGCACUUCUUGCUAUAUGCGGCGAAGCCUUGAGGGAUACGCUGCUUAGGCAACAGAUGCUCGUUAAGAACGUUUCGGAAGUCGCCAUGUCUGUGAAGUGCGCGAAGGAAAAUUUGCGCCAGCGCGCUCUCUAUAUGGGCGGUGAGAAACUGGCAACAUUUCUUAGACAGGAGUCAGCUGCUCUGCCAUUCGCGCUGCACCGAUAUGUUCACGAUAUUGAUAUCAAAUCAUGUUCGUACUUUUCCUCAAACACACUGCCGUUGAAGAUCAAUUUCAUUGGAGUAGACCAGGCGGUAGUACCGGCUAUGUUUAAGGUGGGCGAUGAUCUUAGACAAGACGCGCUGGUGUUGCAAGUUAUCAAGGUGAUGGAUAGUCUAUGGUUAAACGCUGGCUUAGACCUCAGGAUUGUCACAUUCCAGGCUCUGCCCACUAGCAAUAAAAGAGGUAUGAUCGAAAUCGUGUCAGAAGCGGAGACACUACGCGCGAUACAGACUGAAUGGGGUCUAACUGGAUCGUUCAAGGACAAGCCCAUAGCUGAGUGGCUCGCCAAGCACAACCCUUCAGAGCUCGAGUACCAGCGUGCGAGGGACAAUUUUACUGCUUCCUGUGCGGGCUACAGUGUAGCAACGUACCUGCUAGGAAUCUGCGACCGACACAACGACAAUAUCAUGCUCAAGACAUCUGGACAUCUCUUCCAUAUCGACUUUGGGAAGUUCCUCGGCGAUGCGCAGAUGUUUGGCAAUUUUAAGCGUGAUCGAGCACCAUUUGUCCUGACUCACGAUAUGGCAUACGUCAUCAACGGUGGUGAAAGACCCACGCAGCGCUUCCAGCACUUCGUAGAGCUCUGCUGCAUGGCGUUCAACGUUGUGCGCGCGCAUCACGACCAUAUACUUGAUCUGUUUGCAUUGAUGGCAAUGUCAGGUGUUGCUGGUGUCACCAGCACCGCUGUCAACUACGUGCGCAGCGCUCUUUUGCCUGCUGCAACUAAUGCGGAGGCAGCAGCCGCGUUCGCCAGGCUAAUACACUCUUCACUUAAGAGCAAAUUUACACCAAUCAAUUUCUUCCUACACAACUUGGCUCAGCUGCGCGCGAGUGGAGAUCAGGGCAGUAACACUUCGGAACUACUAUCUUUUAUGCCUAGAACUUAUACUAUGGCUCAAGAAGGUCGCAUAGUCCGCGUAGAGUGCUUAAGCUAUGAGAAACGCUAUGACCCUGAAAAGCAUUACGUGUACGCGUUACGAGUGUACAGACAAGGCCAGGCCACGCCCUCUAUACUUUACCGCAGCUAUAAACACUUCACGGAGCUCUAUCAAAAAAUAUGCCUGCAUUUCCCACUAGCAAAGGUGCACAGGUAA